Messenger RNA from Sugiyamaella lignohabitans, 1446 nucleotides. RefSeq lists its product as uncharacterized. The transcript has a single exon. The record is from RefSeq and is a predicted model, not a curated record. The coding region runs from base 1 to 1446 and encodes 481 amino acids. Lineage: Eukaryota; Fungi; Ascomycota; Dipodascomycetes; Dipodascales; Trichomonascaceae. Gene Ontology annotation, biological process: carboxylic acid metabolic process. Gene Ontology annotation, molecular function: carbon-carbon lyase activity; pyridoxal phosphate binding.
AUGGACAAACUGAUAACCGAGCUGAUAGAGCAGCCAAAAGAGGGGUCGCACUUUCGAGAUCCAGGAUUGGGCCCAUUGCCUUCAGCACAGAACCUGGAUAAAGCUAGGAAGGUAAUUGCUGAGACAUCUAACAAGCUGCCUUUGGAGGGACUUGGGAUCGAAAAAGUCGCGGGGAUUCUGACAAAUGACAUACUGCCAGCAUUGCCAAAUCAAUCUUCCCACUACUAUGGUUUUGUAACUGGUGGUGCCACUCCAGCCGCCAGAUUGGCCGACCAUUUGGCAGUAUGGGCUGAUACAAUGCCCCAGGUACACUUACCAGAGGAGUCGGUUAGUACCGACGUAGAAGAUGCAGCUCUCAAGCUGCUUCUUGACCUUUUGAAAUUAGAGAGAACUCAAUGGCUAGGAAGAACUAUUACCACAGGAGCCACAGCAAGCAAUGUGUUAGCUCUUGCAUGUGCCAGAGAUUGGCUAGUUGGUAGUGAUGAAGCUAGCAUUGCUGAGCAUGGCUUUGCAAAUGCUUUGAAAGCAAGUGGAGUCCAAGAUAUCAAAAUAUAUGUGUGUAAAUCACACUCAUCAAUUGGCAAGGCUGCUUCAAUUGUAGGUUUGGGUAGAAAAUCCGUGGUUGAAAUUUCCGAUGCAGCCCAUCUUUGGAACUUUGACAUUGCCAAACUGGAGGAGCAGCUUAUUUCGGAUAAAUCCAAAUCUAUUCGAAGUAUUAUUUGUGCAAAUUUCGGUGAGGUAAACACAGGACAAUACACCCAAGAUAUAAAAGAACUUCGACGUCUAUGCGAUCAAUACAAAGCAUGGCUACAUAUUGACGGAGCAUUUGGCGUAUACUUGCGGGCAUUGGCCGACAAAUAUGAUUCGGCGUAUCAUCAGCUUGCUCAGCGGGUAACUGCCGGCCUAGAAUUAGCUGACAGCAUUACUGGAGACUCUCACAAGACAUUAAAUGUGCCAUAUGAUAGUGGUGUAUUCUUUACCAAGCACAAAGAACUGCUUCAGCACAUAUUCCACAAUCCUGGUGCUGUUUAUCUGUCAGGUACCUCCGACAGCAUCCCAAGCCCCUUGAAUAUAGGCAUUGAAAAUAGCCGUAGAUUUCGUGCUCUUGCGGUAUACUCGACUCUGCUUGCGUAUGGGGAAGCAGGGUACUCUCAGUUUAUUGAACGAAUAAUCCGUUUCUCGCAACGACUCUCAGCUUGGAUUCAUCAAUCGCCAGAUUAUGAACUUUUGUUAGAAUCGCCAAAAGAUGCAAUUUCUGUUGUCCUCUUUCGAGCAAAAGACACUGAAGCAAAUAAAACACUCAAACAGAGAAUCAACCAAUCUGGUAAAAUCUAUGUUUCGGGCACGGUCUGGAAUGGCAGCCCAGCCGUGAGAAUUGCCCCAUGCAACUGGAACAUAGCUGACGGCGAUGAGCAGAUUGUAAUCAAUGUUCUGUCAACGUUCUAA